ACCGCCGCUCCGCCCUGUAAACUCGUCGUUGUAUGUCGGCCAGUGAUCACCGUUCAUUCACGGCGUGUUAGGGGACGAAUUCGCCGAUAUUCUGGAUUGUGCGUGCGUGUUCAAAGCCAUGGCGGUGUUUUUUGACGGAUUGGAAAAUAAAAAGUAAACAUUUCCAGCUUGAGAAUAAAGUGUAAUGCUUAGUCCGAGGUAGAAAUGGCAUAGUAUGUUUUCUAUCAUGAGACCAGAUGAUCAAACCGUUUUGAAAGUUCGCUCACAUACUCUUUCUGUGUGAUUUGACAGUAUUCCCUGGCAUCCGGAUUCAGAGCGGGUGUCAUGUCGAAGCUCCUCAUAUUAUCGCCCUAAUUUGCCCUGUCCUCCAUCUUUCGCGAGUGAUAAGAAAUAACCCCCCUACCCCUCAAAAAAAAAAAAAAAAAAAAAAAAAAGAAUGAUUUUCUGACCCAUACUGAAUUUCUCUUUUAUAUUGAUAAGAUAGGCUAGACCCCCCCCCCCCCUUCGAAUUUCACUCGAAACACCAUGGUAGUGCAUCAUCACAGAAGGGGGCUAUACACUGGUGCCAAUUCGGGGGAGAUAAUGGUAGUGCAGUGGUUGAGAACAAGCAUCUUCUUGGUAGCAGCGACGUGUUUUGUGGUUGAAGCUACCACUCGACCAGACCGACAACCAUCGACUGCCAACGACAUUCUCGCUCGUUACCCAGGACAAGACGAUUAUAUCAGUCCAACAAGGAUAGUUUGGGCAGCCGUGGGGUCGCCAGCUGACCUGUUCUGUAACCUGACCUCGCCAAUUCCCGGCGACCCAGCGUUACUAGUCCUCUGGUACAAAAAUGGAAUCCACAAGCCCAUUUACAGCUACGACGCGAGAAACCGUCCGGCAAGCCACUGGCAGAAUCCCUCACACUUCCAAGAUCGCGCAGACUUCAGCGUCGACUCAGACACGCUAAAGCUCAAGCAGGCGCAGGCAGAGGACCAGGGAACCUACAGGUGUCGCGUCGAUUUCCGCACUAACCCGACCCUCACCUUCACCACCAAUCUCACUGUUAUAGUUCCGCCAAGGAGGCUCACCGUCUAUACAGACAUGAACGUCGAGGCGAGGAGGUCCGUCGGCCCCUACCUGGAGGGGGAGACCCUGAGACUCACCUGCAAGGCCUUCGGAGGAUCGCCGCCCCCAAGAGUCACCUGGUGGGAAGGGUCAUUACUCGUGGACAUGACGCCCGAAGUGGAGACUCUAGACGAAGUAUCGAACACGCUGGUCCUCCCGCCCCUCUCCCGGCGGGACCUGAACCGGGCCCUGACUUGCCACGCCCAGAACUCCAACCUGACGGAGCCCCUGACUACGACGCUCAUCCUCGACAUGAACUUUCCCCCUCUGUGGGCCCGCUUCGAAAGAAUACUCGAGUCUCUGAGUGCCAAUGUAGCUUACUCGAUCGUGUGCGAGAGUGCCGGCUCUCGACCUCCGCCCCUUAUCACAUGGCGCCUCCAAGACACUAUACUUACCACACACACUGAGACGACGAGCCACGAGGGGAACCUGACAACCAGUGAGUUAAAAUGGACACCUACAGUAGGGGAUGUGGGGAAGGUGCUGUCGUGUCAGGCCGAGAGUGAGAAGAUCGCUUACCCUCCUCUGAUUGUGGAGUGGCAUCUUGAUAUCCACUAUACGCCCAUCACGAUCCUGAAGCCGGGGAAAUCACUCAAUCUAAGCAACAUUGAAGAAGGAGAUGACGUCUAUUUCGAGUGCUCCAUCCAAGCCAAUCCUUGGGUUUACAAGAUCAUUUGGCUGCAUGAGCUGCGAGAGCUGCACCACAACGUGUCUGCGGGCGUGAUCAUCAGCAACCAGAGCCUCGUCCUGCAGAGGGUGACGCGGGCGGCCACGGGCAACUACUACUGCGUCGCCUCCAACGUCGAGGGGGACGGGAAGUCCAACCCCAUCCUUCUGCGUGUUAAGUCUUAUACCUCUGUGCUAACCUCCCACAAUAUAUACGUGGUGUUCGUAAUUGCAUUUGCUCAAGGUGUAGAAUACAUUAUGCCGUACCCUUUGAUGUGCAUGAUGAAAGUCGACACAAAGAUACACAGAUUAGGUUCUCGGUCGACGGUGAGCUACACACCCAACACAGAACUGGACUAUGGCACGCUGCUCUGUUGGGGGACCAAUUCUGUGGGUUUGCAACGUCACCCUUGCGUCUUCCAUGUGUUUCCUGCUGGUCGACCUGAUCCCGUGCACAACUGCUCUGGUUUUAACCUUUCCGAAACAGUGGUGAAUGUGCGCUGCGUUGCCGGGUUUGAUGGCCGCCUCCCACAGACGUUCGUCCUCGAGCUGUACGAACCUCACACUAACAUUCUCGUGGCCAAUGCUACAAGUACGGUGCCGAGGUUCGCGGUGGGCGGCCUGCAACAUGGCAUGACCUUCACAGCCGUCCUGUACUCAAGCAACGGCAAAGGACGUGGUGAGAUGGUGUCCUUCAAGGUGUACACUCUUAAGGACGUUGCUGAGAAGCGUACAGGUGAGUAUAAGGUGGAUUUCACAGCUAAAAGCACUACCCAAAAAAUUACUAUAUCAUAA
This is a messenger RNA of Penaeus chinensis, 2568 nucleotides long. Its product is annotated as nephrin-like. The record is from RefSeq and is a predicted model, not a curated record. Gene Ontology annotation, molecular function: protein binding. The transcript is spliced from 13 exons. Lineage: Eukaryota; Metazoa; Arthropoda; Malacostraca; Decapoda; Penaeidae. The coding region runs from base 526 to 2568 and encodes 680 amino acids.